AUGCAUCUUAUGUACACCCUCGGUCCCGAUGGCAAGCGCGUCUACACCUUGAAGAAGGUUGUUGACGGCAAGGUCUCCAAGUCUGCCCACCCCGCCCGUUUCUCCCCCGAUGACAAGUACUCUCGUCACCGUGUCACCCUGAAGAAGCGCUACAACCUUCUCCUCACCCAGCAGCCUGGUAUCGUCAUCUCCUCGUCCCGUUCUGCGCGCCAGCUACUAACGUCCGUCACAGAGAACUAA
Molecule: messenger RNA, 240 nt
Organism: Penicillium waksmanii
Lineage: Eukaryota; Fungi; Ascomycota; Eurotiomycetes; Eurotiales; Aspergillaceae
Product: H/ACA ribonucleoprotein complex subunit NOP10
Exons: 3
Coding region: 1-240 (79 amino acids)
Biological process (GO): rRNA pseudouridine synthesis; snRNA pseudouridine synthesis; ribosome biogenesis
Cellular component (GO): box H/ACA telomerase RNP complex; box H/ACA snoRNP complex
Molecular function (GO): box H/ACA snoRNA binding; telomerase RNA binding
Source: RefSeq, a predicted model, not a curated record